This is a messenger RNA of Tetrapisispora phaffii CBS 4417, 1227 nucleotides long. It is a transcript of the gene DBR1, whose product is annotated as RNA lariat debranching enzyme. Bases 1 to 1227 code for a protein of 408 amino acids. Gene Ontology annotation, molecular function: RNA lariat debranching enzyme activity. Lineage: Eukaryota; Fungi; Ascomycota; Saccharomycetes; Saccharomycetales; Saccharomycetaceae. Gene Ontology annotation, biological process: mRNA splicing, via spliceosome. Gene Ontology annotation, cellular component: nucleus. The record is from RefSeq and is a predicted model, not a curated record. The transcript has a single exon.
AUGGGAAAAUUAAGGGUUGCUAUCCAAGGUUGCUGUCAUGGUGAACUUGAUAAAAUAUUUCAAGAGCUUGAGCAACUACAUAAACGAAAUCCAAUCGAUUUAUUGUUAAUAUUAGGCGAUUUCCAAUCUCUUCGUAGUGAAAAUGAUUUUAAAUCAAUCAGUAUCCCACCCAAAUAUCAAAAACUUGGUGAUUUUCAAAACUAUUACAAAGAUAGUAACUUGAAACCUUGUGUUCCUACUAUUUUCAUUGGCGGUAACCAUGAAUCCAUGAGACAUUUAAUGCUACUUCCAUUUGGUGGAUACGUCUCCAAUGACAUUUAUUUUAUGGGUUAUAGUAAUAUGAUAUGGUUUAAAGGCUUAAGAAUAGGUGGACUCAGUGGUAUCUAUAAACACUGGGAUCUAAACAAAAAUCGUCCGGGAUAUAAAUUUUUAGAAGAAGGAAACAAUUGGGAAAAAAAUGUUCGAAGUUUGUAUCAUGUUAGAAAAACCGAUUUAUUGCCAUUAUACAUGACAGCAUGUACUAGAAAUGAAUACAACGAAAAAAAUGGUGUGAAUAUUAUGAUGAGCCAUGAUUGGCCCAAUGGAAUUGUAUACCAUGGGAAUUACAAAGAACUACUUAAAGUUAAGCCUUUUUUCAAACGGGAUGUACUUUAUAACCAAUCCUUAGGUUCUGAAUUGAAUUGGGAGCUAUUAAACUUAUUUAAACCUGAGUGGUGGGUCAGUGCGCAUUUGCAUGUAAGAUAUACUGCCGAAUUUACACACGAGGAUAAGAAAAGGAAAAUGGAAGAUAUAAAAACGACUAAUCAAGAUGAAAUCAGUCUUGAUUUGGAUGAUCUUGAUUCAAGUUCAACAGAAGAAGAAGAGAAAACAACUCCUGUGAAAACUACUCAUUUCUUAGCACUAGAUAAAUGUUUACCUAGAAGAAAGCAUUUAGAAAUAAUCGAGAUUGAAGGAAAUGAAAACCAUUUUUCUUCAACUAGUAACGACAUGUACUAUGAUCCUGAGUUCAUCAAUAAUUUAUCAUACAUAGAAAAGAACAAAGAGCAUAGUAAGAUUAAAAACACUCCAUUGAAUAAAAUCGAUAUCAAUGAAUUAAUUUCCGACAACAAGAUAAUGCAACUAGAUGAAAUUGAUUGGAACAAGUAUAAAAUACCUAACUAUGAAACUGACGUUCAAAAGUUGGAGACAGAACAAACUAACUCUUUUAUAGAACAAUUUCUUAAAUAA